AUGGCAAGCUCUACUGGCAUACCGGCAAGACUGCCCAACGGCUCCGAGACGGGCCUUACAAGCCGCGAGACAGAGCCUCUCCUUGGCCGCCCCGGCGCUGUUGCGCAAGAAGAGGACAAGUCAGCCCUCAACAACCUUGUCCUAGGCACUGGCAUCAUCGCACAGAUAGGCAUCUGGCUUCUCGCCGUCAUCAUCUGGGCUAGCGUCUUGACAAAGCCUCUCAUCCUCUUCUCCGGACACCCUCUCGCCCAAUCCUUGGCCGUGCUGGUGCUGGUGCAGUCCGUGCUGUUCCUCCAGCCCACCCACACGAGCGAGCAGAAGCGCCUCGGGCAGCGCGUCCACGGCCUGCUCAACCUGGUGGCCUUUCUCGCCCUCGUUGCCGGCGUGACCAUCAUCGAGUACAACAAGGAGAAGAGCCACAAUGCGCACUUCCACUCGGUGCACGGCUACCUCGGCGUCAUCACCUCCAUUGUGCUUCUACUGCAGUACCUCGUCGGCUUCACCAUGUGGGCCACGCCGAAGCUGUACGGGGGCGAGAACAAUGCCAAGGCCGUCUGGAAGUAUCACCGAUACAGUGGCUACCUUGUCUUGGCCCUCUUGCUGGCCACCGUCAACAGCGCGACCCAGACGGACUAUAACAAGAAUGUGUUGAAGAUUAAGCUGUGGGCCACGCUUGUGCUGUCGGCUCUUAUUGUCAUUGGAGUCUAUCCCCGGAUUCAGAAGCAGAAGCUGGGUUUUGCCCGGCCGAGUGUUGCGCUUUGA
Trichoderma reesei QM6a is the source of this 762-nucleotide messenger RNA. RefSeq lists its product as uncharacterized. The transcript is spliced from 2 exons. Gene Ontology annotation, molecular function: transmembrane monodehydroascorbate reductase activity. The record is from RefSeq and is a predicted model, not a curated record. Bases 1 to 762 code for a protein of 253 amino acids. NCBI's taxonomy places the organism in Eukaryota, Fungi, Ascomycota, Sordariomycetes, Hypocreales, Hypocreaceae.